Molecule: messenger RNA, 1353 nt
Organism: Sparassis crispa
Lineage: Eukaryota; Fungi; Basidiomycota; Agaricomycetes; Polyporales; Sparassidaceae
Exons: 10
Coding region: 1-1353 (450 amino acids)
Source: RefSeq, a predicted model, not a curated record
AUGACCUUUGCUGAUCCGCAGAUGGGUAAUAUUUUGGCUAUUUGCUUCCUGCUGGUUGCGGCCGCGGUCGUUGCAUACCUCACGCGGGUCACGCGAAAGGUGUCUCAAGUGAACAUCAAAGUCAAAGGCUGUGGUGACAGCGAGAAAACAGAGCGGGAAGCAGGCGAGUGGACCCCCGUCGUGUUCGAUUAUCCUAAAAUCGAACCCUUCACUGGCGACCUGAGUGCUGUUAAGCCGAUCCCGUACCGUCCUUUCCGCUGGGGAGACUAUCAUGUCACCAUGGGCAUCAGGAACAUGCCUUGGAACGAGUGGAUCGAGUUGGAUCAGCAAUUCUUCGAUUAUCACAAAAUUCGUGAAUACCGCCUCCGUACGCGGGCAGAUCGUUCGGUAAUAAUCCAUCCUGAGCAACCUGGGAUUGUACAAUCGGGGCACGCUGGAGCUGAGGAGUUCCUGUACGAGCUUGCGGAAUACCUGCCAAGGCGGUAUCCCACUAUUUACCGCGUAGAGCGACAUGCGACUUCAAAGCCAAAUUCCUACUCGUGGUAUGGAGAGAACCCUAUCAAGUCAAUCACAAUUAUUCCGCUUCAGAUCACAUAUGAUCUUGACGAGGAGGAUCCCCUGACCAUGGCCGCACGUCUCGUGCAAGAGGAUUUCGCCAUCAUGAUUGAAGGCACCGAUGGACGAUAUUAUCUUCAAGGAGGUGCCAUCUUGAUCCCAGGAUUCUGGCGUUUAAAAGACAAGGUUGGCAUGCCUCUUGAUCAGAUCCACGUCUCUGGAGAUGUCCCGCAGUAUCAAAGCAAGCUGCACCUCAGCAUGGGACGCUUCUUUAGACGACUGCCAGUGGACAAACCUGUCAUCCGCAAUAACUAUGGCUUCCAGGUUGUAAAGAACACUGACCCUACCGCGACGACCGAGGACCCUACGCGCGCUGUAGAUCCCACUGAGCUCGCAUGGUCCGCAUCCAUGCAGGGCAACGAGGACCGAACGGACUACGAGCGCAGCGCGCACGUCCGUACGGAGCACGCAGACGGAAAGGUACGCAGCUGGACUGAGCUGUUACCGUCCAUGGUGCAUCUCCGCACGGAGCGCCAGACUCUGCGCCGCCUGCCUCGCACGGGUGCCGUCGUGUUCACGAUCCGCGUCUAUCAGACGCCGAUUGACUCGCUGGCGCAGGAGCCUGGAGCCCCCGGUAGGCUUGCCAGCGCCAUACGCAGCUGGCCGGACGACGUUGCGGAUUACAAGGAUCGUUUUGCGUAUGAAGACAUCUUGCAAUAUCUAGAUAAGCGGCAUGCUGAGCAGAUCGAAGCAGGAGAGAUCACUGGCGAAGAGCGGAUCUCUUAUUAUCCAUUUUGA